This is a messenger RNA of Glycine soja, 945 nucleotides long. RefSeq lists its product as uncharacterized. Lineage: Eukaryota; Viridiplantae; Streptophyta; Magnoliopsida; Fabales; Fabaceae. The transcript has a single exon. The record is from RefSeq and is a predicted model, not a curated record. Bases 177 to 707 code for a protein of 176 amino acids.
AAGCAGAACCUUAAGUUGACUUGUGAAAGCGGGAAAUGAAAAAUUUCCAUGAGAGUUAGGUUCCCAUAGCGGUUUAAAAUUCCAGCAGUAGCACCCACGAAAUUGCCGUAAGUUUCACUAAAUAACUCAUUGACGCACCCACUCACACCACAACAACUAACUCUCUUCUUUCUUCCAUGAUGACGACGACGACAACAACGUUGGAGAUAUGUGUUGUGUCCGCCGAAGGUCUGAAGCAACAGUCCUCCUCCUAUUUCAGCUGCAUCAGACCCUUCAUCACUCUCACCAAGCUCCCAGCGCACAUGGUCUACCACCACUACGACGAAGGAGGAACAGGGGAGCAGGUGUUCCGCGUCCCAGUGGAUCCCACCUUCUUUUCCGACACAUAUUCCCGCCUACACCUCCAACUCUACAACAAGCGGCGCUUUGCGGGGCUCACGCAACUCGGUUCGUGUCUGAUUCCGCCCUCUGACAUUGCCCUCCAACCUUAUCAUUCCGUACGCUACCUCAGCUACCGGCUACGGGCAAAAGACGGUUCCAGGACCCACCUCACCGUCAACCUUUCCAUCCGGUUGCACGGAUCACCGGAUCUCGACACGUGUCAACCUGUCAUUGGGAUACCCGUCACCGCGGUUCGCAAAUUUCGCAACGCUCAUUCCAGUUCGGGCAGCACAAGCUCCAAGAUGGAGACGGAAUUUCAAUUUUAAAAUAAUAAAAAUGUUUUGGAAAUUUGUUUUUGUUGUGGAUGUCAAUAUCAAUGUCAAUGAAUCCUAUCUGCCAACUUGGCUUAAAUCCAGUGGGCUGUGGAAAGGUAUGCUUAAUUCCCCGUAUCGAUCCGGAAGUUGUACUUCAAAUUAACUAGUAAGAUUGGUGUGCCUUGUAAUUAUUGUUCACUUCCUAUAAAGUGUAUUAUAAGUAUUUUAACAAUAUAUCUUUUAUUAGUAA